This is a messenger RNA of Exophiala aquamarina CBS 119918, 1653 nucleotides long. RefSeq lists its product as uncharacterized. The coding region runs from base 1 to 1653 and encodes 550 amino acids. Gene Ontology annotation, biological process: nucleobase transport; transmembrane transport. Lineage: Eukaryota; Fungi; Ascomycota; Eurotiomycetes; Chaetothyriales; Herpotrichiellaceae. The record is from RefSeq and is a predicted model, not a curated record. Gene Ontology annotation, cellular component: plasma membrane. The transcript is spliced from 10 exons. Gene Ontology annotation, molecular function: nucleobase transmembrane transporter activity.
AUGGGCCUCAAAUGGACACAACUAAAAGAGAGACUACAGGUGCCCAUUGACAAAGAUUCUUACUAUGAAAACACAACAUGGUGCAACCGGGAUCUUAUCCCGAUGCCUUCAGAAAGGCGGACAUGGGGUAUAUGGGGCUACUUCGGCUAUUGGACCGUCUCGGGGUCCUGUAUCUCUGCAUGGUCGACAGGAAGCACUUUGCUCGCGUUUGGUCUGAGCCCACCGCAGGCUAUUGGAGUUGUGAUUGUCGGAGGACUUCUUACAGGCCUUCUUGCCGUGGCAUGUGGUUGGAUGGGAGAGAAUCACCACAUUGGCUUCACGGUUUCCUCUCGCUUCUCAUGGGGAAUGAGAGGGAGCUACUUCCCAGUAGUAUUGCGAGUAUUUGUUGCUUGCAUUUGGUUUGGCCUUCAAGCCUACUGGGGAGGACAAGCGACCAGAGUGCUUUGGGGUGCCAUUAUCCCCGGUUUUGCACAUAUGAGGAACUAUUUCUCUGAGAGCUCUCAUCUGUUAACGAACGAUUUCAUUGGCUUGAUUAUCUGGAUGUGUGCUUUCAUCCCGCUGGUCUUAGUUCCACCUGAGCGACUCCAAGUGCCCUUCGCCAUUUCAUUCGUCCUCUUUGGAAGCUCUUGUAUAGGUAUCCUGAUAUGGGCUGUACAUAACGCUGGCGGACCUGGAACUAUGUUCCACGAGCCUGGAGAUACGGAGAAUGUUGGUUGGGCAUUUAUGUUCGGCAUCACAGCGAUCCUGGGCGCAUGGGGUGCUGGAACUCUUGGUCAAUCCGAUUGGACUCGUUACGCCAAUCGCAAGUUUGCGCCGACUUUGUCACAAUUGGUUGCGGCGCCGAUCACUAUUUCUGUCACUGCAAUCAUAGGUAUCAUUGUCACAAGCGCUGCAAAGGAUGUCUUAGGUGACAUUAUCUGGAAUCCAAUUUACUUGCUCGCAGACCUGCAAGAGGAAUACCAUUCAAGCCCCCGAUCUCGCGCUGGAGUGUUUUUUGCAAGCUUGGGGCUUGUCAGUUCACAGCUCGCUAUAUCUGUUGUCCUGAACUCCGUAUCAACGGGGAUGGAUAUGGCCGGCCUCUGCCCGAAGUAUAUCAACAUUGUCCGAGGAAGUUAUAUCAUGGCGAUCAUCGGCAUUGCAUGCCAGCCUUGGCAGCUGGUCAGUACGGCUGAUAGAUUUCUCAAAGUCCUCUCAGGUUUUGGCGUAUUUAUGGCACCAGCAACCGGAGUUAUGCUAGCCGACUAUCAUGCCAUUCGCAAAGCUAAGUUGAAGUUGAACGACCUUUACACCGGUAAUAGUUCUUCUAUCUAUUGGUUCAACAAGGGUGUGAAUUGGCGUGCUAUCGUGGCCUUCCUUGCGGGAGUCUGGCCUCUUCUACCUGGUCUCGUUGGAACGGUGAACGAUAUCACAGACCCAAACUUUGUCGGCUGGAUUCGUCUAUACAAUUUGACCUUCAUCAUCGGUCUUGUAAUUAGCUUCUCGGUUUUUUGGACUCUGAACUUUUUCUUUCCACCCCCAGGUCUUGGGGAGGAAGCUCCUUUCGUGGGCGAUGGUGUAUUGUAUGGUGUAGGCGAAGAAGCUUCUGUGAAUAGCCAGAAAGAACUCGAGAAUGAUACUGACAAACAUGCCGCAGUGGCGAGCUUGUCUACCUGA